GAGGUGGGCUUUGGGUCUAGUGUUCCCGGGUGCGAUGAGCUCCUUCCAGGGACAGAUGGCGGAGUAUCCAACCAUCUCCAUUGACCGCUUCGACAGGGAGAACCUGAAAGCCCGUGCCUACUUCCUUUCGCACUGUCACAAGGAUCACAUGAAAGGAUUAAGGGCUCCUUCCUUGAAAAGAAGGCUGGAAUGCAGCUUGAAGGUCUUCCUGUACUGUUCUCCAGUCACUAAGGAGCUGUUGUUAACUAGCCCAAAGUACAGAUUCUGGGAAAACAGAAUUAUAACAAUUGAAAUUGAAACUCCUACGCAGAUAUCUUUAGUUGAUGAGGCUUCGGGUGAGGUUUUUAUUUCAGGGCAGUAAUGGAACUGUCUUAUACACAGGAGACUUCAGACUGGCAAAAGGAGAAGCUUCCAGAAUGGAGCUUCUGCACUCUGGAGGCAGAGUAAAAGACAUCCAAAGUGUGUAUUUAGACACGACUUUCUGUGACCCAAGGUUUUAUCAGAUCCCAAGUCGUGAGCAGUGUUUGAGGGGCAUUUUGGAGCUGGUUCGGAGCUGGGUCACUAGGAGUCCGCACCACGUCGUGUGGCUGAACUGUAAAGCAGCUUAUGGCUACGAGUAUUUAUUCACCAACCUAAGCGAGGAGCUGGGAGUUCAGGUUCAUGUGGACAAGCUGGACAUGUUUAAAAACAUGCCUGAUAUCCUGCACCAUCUCACAACGGACAGAAACACCCAGAUCCACGCCUGCCGCCACCCAAAGGCAGAAGAGUGUUUUCAGUGGAAUAAACUACCCUGUGGUAUAACUUCCCAAAACAAAACUGCACUCCACACAAUCAGCAUCAAGCCAUCUACCAUGUGGUUUGGAGAGAGGACCAGAAAAACCAACGUGAUCGUUAGGACUGGAGAGAGCUCAUACAGAGCUUGCUUCUCUUUUCACUCCUCCUUCAGUGAGAUUAAAGAUUUUUUGAGCUACAUCUGCCCAGUGAAUGUGUAUCCAAAUGUCAUCCCAGUUGGCCUCACUGUGGAUAAGGUCAUGGACGUUUUAAAGCCUCUGUGCCGGUCUCCCCAAAGUGUUGAGCCAAAGUACAAACCGCUUGGAAAAUUGAAGAGAGCCAGAACAAUCCAUCUUGACUCGGAGGAAGACGAUGAUCUCUUUGAUGACCCUCUACCGACACCUUUAAGGCACAAAGUUCCGUACCAGCUAACUCUUCAGCCUGAGCUGUUUUCAAUGAAGGCACUGCCACUAGACCAGCCUGAACUGAGACAAAGCCCAGGAGGCUGCAAAGCAGAGAGUGUGUGGAGCCCUUCUUUGGCUAACUUCAUAGACUGUGAAGAAUCCAACAGCGACAGUGGAGAAGAGCUAGAAACCCCACCACCCUCACUGCAGGGAGGUCUGGGCCCCUCGACACUCGUCCAGCAAAAUGCUGAUCCGGAUGUGGACAUACCACAGUGGGAAGUCUUCUUCAAAAGAAGAGAUGAAAUCACAGUGGACACCAUGAUUAGAACUCCCAGACCCAGAAAGAUGAAAGGCUGUGGUCAAUGGAGUCUGAAGAUGCUUCUCCAGAACCUGGAAAUACAGGAAGAGAAACAUAUAUUUGAGAACAGGGGCUGGAAGAUGGCUGGGCAGGUAAAGGGUAGCUGUGGUCUUUUGGAGGGCCAGAGUUCACUCCCAACAUUCAAGCUAGCCACCUCCCUAGCCUCAAACUCCAGCUUCUGGCCUCCAUGGCACCUGCAUUCACAUGCGCACACACAAAUCUUUACCUUUAAAAAAAAAACCAAAACUUUACUUUAGUUGGGCAUGAUGGCAUAUGCCUUGAAUCUCAGCACUUGGGAGGUAGAGGCAAGGCAGGUGGAUCUCUGAGUCUGAGGCCUGCCUGGUCUAGACACUGAGUUCCAGGACAGCCAGGGCUACAUAGUCAAUGUUGGUUAACUCCCAAGGAAAUAGUUUUGUAUUUCUGUGAAUAUUCUGAGACAUUUCGUUCUGAGCUUUCUUGAAAGAUGGUAUGCACUAGUCAGAAUGCCUGCCAUGAUGACAUUCAUUGAGAAAUCCAGUGCACAAGCGUUCUUUUUACACAUCACCAAGAGCACAAUGAUGUGAAAUGGUCACAGCAGGAAAAGCACAGUGUUUACAGAAGAUAUUCACGAUCACAAUCAGCCAACAGAAUUAAGAACUUUAAAAAGCCAGAUUCAAGAAAAAAUAGAAUUCAUAUUGAUUGAAAUGAUACUUCUAAUCCUGUCAACAUAUCUUUUAGUAAAAGCUCAAAAACUGUAGUCCAUAUUUUUAUUAGUGUUAUUAUAAGUCAAGCUUCCAAAGUGGAAGUCCUGAGAAAAGUCAGGCUGAGAUGACUUGGAAGAAAGACCAAGAGCUAGCUUUAGUUGUUGGAUGGGCUCUGGACCUUAAAUAAGAUGACUUAUCCCACAAUUUCUUUCAUGUUUAAAAAGAUUUUUAUCCUCUCCACACAUAGUUUGUUUUGUUGAUCCGCCUCCGUACUGAUUUCUUUCAUCUUCAAUGUUAGUUUGCUCCAUGACCCAAAGACUUGCCUGCAUUCUUGUACUGAAAGCAACACCAGUAAGAUUAUUUUUAAAAACCAUACCUUUCAUUUGAUAGUCAAAAGUCAGCUCUUCUCCAGCGUUUAUGGUUCUUGUAGAGAACAAUGCUAUCCUGGGCAGCCGAGUAUCAAGGUUAUCGAUGAAAACACUAAACACCUGAAGAUUUGGGUCACACUAAAAAAGAACAAUAAAAUCUGGUCAAGUAAAAUUGCUAGGAAGGUGCCCGCCUUGCAUGAACCAUAUACAUCUGUUAACUGCCCACAGGAUCAUUUUAAAUACAAUUUUCAUGUAUAAGAAGAUCUUAAUCAUCCAUACAAGAACAAAAAGAUACAAGAAGUCAGAUAUCCAAUAUGUUGCUUCCACAAUUAAUGAGAUUUUUGUCUCAGCUUUUUUUCCCCUGGAGAAUUUUAAUCCAAUUUCCAUUUAUAACAUGGGCAUUUCACUUAUAACUAUUUCAAUAAGGUAUGUGUGUGUAUAUAUACUUUAAUUAUUAGAAUAAUUUUUGGUUUUGGAGACAGGGUUUCUCUGUGUACCCCUUGUGCUAUCCUGAACUCAUUCUGUUGAGACCAGGCUGGUGUCAAACCCAUAGAGACCUAGCUACUUCUGCCUCAAGUGCUGAGGUUAAAGGCUCACCAUGGCUAGAAUAAUUAUUUUAAAAUAAAACUAGCACCAUGGAACUCAAAUUUUAUACUGCAUAAUUUCAUUACUUAAACUUUGAUUUGGAAUCGUUCAGUAUUUCAAUAACACUACACACGUGCAAGAAACUGUAACAAGUCCGGCCAGGUAGGAUGACGUGUGUGCUGGGCAGUAGAGCUGCCUUCUAUCUAGAUUUCAAGGAUCCCACAUCUGGACUCAACCAAUUGCAGAGUCAACUAACUAUAGAUUAUAAAAGUAUCUAUUGAAAAGAAAAUCACACCAGAGUCCUGACCAUGUACAGACAGAGUGUUCGUGCCCUUAGUCCAGUAUAACUUUGUAUUCCAUCGGGCAUUAGAAGUAAUUUAUAGAUGAUUUAAAGUAUAAAAGAGGCUAUGUGGCUAUGAGGUCUCAAGUUGAAUGUAAGGAACUUGUAAGAAUGUUGUAUCUGCAGCAAGUGCUGGAAUGAAUCCCUGGGAUACAGGAGAAAUUACUUAAAACAAGCACUUAAAUCACACAACCAAAGAGGGAGUCCUGACGGUCUCUUACAUUUCACUGUGAUUCACACACAAACUUUUGGUAAACAAUCUACCAGACAGUUAACUUGGCUACAUCUUUUAAGAUCAGCUUUGUGAUAUAUCCUCUAAGCUAUAUCUCAUUAUCUGUCAUGUAGAUAUAAAAUGAUGAUAGUACCAACCUCCUGCCCUUAUUGCCUGGUACUUGAAUGAUGAAACUAUGCAAUAUAAAAUUUGAAUUCCACUGUGCCAAUUUUAUUUUAAGAUAAUUACUCUAACCACACAUACAUCUUUAAAAAGACUGCAGAUCUAAGUUUUCCAAACAUCAACUAAAAAUUAAAGAAUAUUAAUUUAUAAUUUAGGGAAAUAAUCCUAAAUGCUCAAAUGAUCUAGAAAUCCUUACAUUUUACUUUAAAAUGUUAACACAAUGACAUUAAAAACAAAAUCAAACAAACACAAAAGCUCAACCCUGUUACUUUUAAGCUGUAUCUAUGGGAGGAUUGUCCAAGAUCUUCAGUAGAUGCCUGAAACUGUCCUGAGUAUCAAACACUAUAUAUGCUAGGGUUUUGUUCUAUACAUACAUACAUUUUUAAAGAUUUAUUUAUUAUUAUAUCUAAGUACACUGUAGCUGUCUUCAGAUGCACCAGAAGAGGACGUCAGAUCUCAUUAAAGAUGGUUGUGAGCCACCAUGUGGUUGCUGGGAUUUGAACUCAGGACCUUCAGAAAAGCAGUCAGUGCUCUUAACCACUGAGCCAUCUCUCCAGCCCAGGGUUUUGUUCUAUACAUAUAUAUUUAUAGUAAGUUAACUUUACUUCAGACACAGUAAGAGAUUAACUACUAACAAAAACUGAAUUAUUUAAAGCUAUAUUAGUGGCCUGACUCUAUGAAAAUAUCUUAUUGUACUUUCACCUUGUGGCUUCAAGGAAACAUCUUGGCAAAUCCAAAUUGCUAGUAUUACUAAUCUUGUGCUUAUGAACAAUUACUGAGUAAAACAGGGAUACUUGACCACAUGUAACUCUCUGAUGGUUGGCCUGAUAAUCCAGAGGCUUGCUAAGUGACUGUCAGGUAGCAUACCGAGUGAAUAUACACUAGGGAUGGAUGGAUCAUAUCUACAGCAGGAGACUUCAACUCCUAAUCAGAAUAACAAACAACUUAAAACUUAGAGUGAACUAUUUCUAGAAGUCUCCACUGGUUAUUUUUGGACCAGAGCUAAGUAGGCAAGUGAAACUGUGGAAAGUAAAUUGUGGGUAAGGUGAAGGACUACUAAAAACUUAAAAAUUUUUGUAUUAACCUCAUUAAGGUAACUUUAUUAAUAUUCUUAAAACAUUUUACUUAACUCCCUUGCUUAUUAAUCUCCUUCUUCUGCUAUUAAGUUAUCUAUUUAUCCUAUAAAGGGCCUGGAAAAUGUAACUGAAUUGAGAUACAAACACUGUUAUAGAAUGUAGUAAUUGUCAAUCACCUCAAUAAAUAAGUUCCUAUUACAGCGGAAAUACCCCAAUUUAACAGAAGCCCUAUACUAAAAUACUGUGAAUGGCUGUGUAAGUGAUUGUCCUUCAGUUGAGGAAAAGAAUCAUGCAAGCAGCACUAAUCUGAACCAUCUUAUCUCUAAGUGCUCCUUACACUAUGAUUCACAAAAUGGGAUACGUUUCCAUAUCGAGCUGCAUCCACUGUGAACUCAUCAGACUCGUAGUCCAGGUCAAAGAGGUAGGUGAUCCCUUUGUUGUCAUAGAACUGUCCCCGUCUCUCGGCCUCUUCACUUGUGAUCACCUAAGGAGAAACAAAACAACAGAACAAAACAGGACAACUAUAGCUUUACAGUGUCUCUUUUUAUGAUAGGAUCUCUCUAACCUGUGGACUCAAAAGGUCUUUCUCCCUCAGCCUCUCACAUAGGACCACAGGUGACCCUGUGUUCUCCAAAACCACAGAAUAGUACAGUAGUGUGGAACCAAAGAAACAAACUAUUAACACUGAUACAAAUAUUUAAAAAGAAAUUCAAGUUUCUUUUUAAUCUAUCUUAUAUUAUUUAUCUAUUUAUUAUUUAAAUAUUUAAAUAAAAGAUAUAUAGGAAAAAGUAUUAAAAAUGAGGGAAAGUGAUAGGAUGAGAGAUUAAAAGUAUAAUUUGAGGUAAGUUGAAAUAUGGUACUUCAUUAUAAUCAGACUGUGCAAGCUCUCCACCUCUGCUAUGCAGGACAGAGAUGAAUAGAAGACCACCUUUAUAAGAGUAUACACUCUCAAUAUGCUCUAAAGCACAGGUUCUCAACCUUCCUAGUGCUGCGGCCCUAUACAGUUCCUCAUGAUGUGCUUGCCCCCAACCAUAACAUUAUUUGUUGCUACUCCAUAACUAAUUUUGCUACUGUUAUGAAUUGUAAUAUAAAUAUAUGAUGUGCAGGACAUUUGAUAUACGACCCUGUAAAAGAUCUGCUCAACUCCUAAAGGGAUAACACCGCACAGGCUGAAAACAACUGCUCUAAAGGCAUACGGUUCCUAUCUGUGGACGAGAAUAGAUGGAGGCUGGUUAGAUAAGAGGCGUGCGGUGAACUGUCUGGGAAGCUUUACUGUUCACAAGAGAGUCGGGAGCUGCUUCAGCUCAAAACUCACAGCGCAGGAGGACAUCCAGGCCCAUCCCUGUCACCACAUUACCCGCGCUGCUGUCCUUAUGACCACAGCUUCAGUUCAGCUGAAGACUCCAACAGUGCUCAAGUGAAACAUAGCAACUAAAUCUGGGUGCUGUUUCUGUGCCUCAGUUUCUUCAUUGGUAAUAACGGAGAGAACUGUUCUUCCAUAGAGUUGAAGACUAGAAAGUUAAUGUACUAAGAUGUUCAGCUGUGUCCCAUCCUGAGUACUACUUUAGUAUCUAUGCAUAUAAUAUUUAUCAAAGUAAACAUGCUAGUAUUUGGUAAUUAGAGAAUGGUCUGCAGCUCUAAGUGGCCAGAGUUUAGCUUAGUGGUUUUUUGAUAUAAUAAAUGCUUUUGUACAUAUUUCACAAUAUCCAUAAAGCAUGUUUUACUUAAUAAUGCCCAUCGUGUUGAUACCAAAUAGGAAAAGAAAUUUCAUUAUAUUGGGCUAAGUAAUGAAAUAAAUGUAACUUCUAAGUUUCAAUGUCACCAUGUAUGUAGGUAGCAUGUAUGACUUCCUUCUUAGGACUUUUGCAUAAAUAUAGUUGUUAUAUUUUAAAAUUA
This is a messenger RNA of Mus musculus (house mouse), 6875 nucleotides long. It is a transcript of the gene Dclre1c, whose product is annotated as DNA cross-link repair 1C. The record is from RefSeq and is a predicted model, not a curated record. The transcript is spliced from 15 exons. Gene Ontology annotation, molecular function: 5'-3' exonuclease activity; single-stranded DNA endonuclease activity. The coding region runs from base 324 to 1790 and encodes 488 amino acids. Gene Ontology annotation, cellular component: nonhomologous end joining complex; nucleus; nucleoplasm. NCBI's taxonomy places the organism in Eukaryota, Metazoa, Chordata, Mammalia, Rodentia, Muridae.